This is a messenger RNA of Cornus florida, 1878 nucleotides long. RefSeq names its product protein FAR1-RELATED SEQUENCE 5-like. The transcript has a single exon. Lineage: Eukaryota; Viridiplantae; Streptophyta; Magnoliopsida; Cornales; Cornaceae. Gene Ontology annotation, molecular function: zinc ion binding. The record is from RefSeq and is a predicted model, not a curated record. The coding region runs from base 1 to 1878 and encodes 625 amino acids. Gene Ontology annotation, biological process: regulation of DNA-templated transcription.
AUGGAGUCAUCAGAUUCAGAGUUGUUGAGAAAUGAAAAUGGGGAUUUUAACGUACUUAAAAUUGGAAUGGAAGUUUCUAGUGAAGAUGAAGCAUAUAGAUUGUACUGUGAGUAUGCUUUGAAGAAGGGUUUUAGUGUUCGAAAAGGAAAUUAUCGACAUGGGAGUGGUGGAGUAAUCAGGCAACGUGAAUAUUUGUGUGCAUUUUCAGGACAAUAUCGAUAUGGUGAUCCUUCCGAUCUGAAAAAGGUUAGAAGAUUGGUGACACGAAUGGGUUGUAAGGCUUCAAUUAGGUUUUCCAUUAUAAAUGGAAUGUUGAAGGUAAGUCAUUUCAGUGAUGAUCACAACCAUGAUUUUGUUGAUCCAGAAGAGAGACAAUUUUUAAGAAUAAAUAGAAAUAUAGAUUCUGCCAGUGCUAGCAUUAUUAAUUCUAUGGUUGAUGCUGGUAUAAAAGGGACAAAAGCCUACUCAUAUAUUUCAAAGGAAGUUGGUGGGUCUGAACAUGUUGGAUUUACUCAAAGAGAUUGUCACAAUUUUAUCAAUGAAAAGAAGCAAAAUCUGAUUAAAAGAGGAGAUGCACAAAGUAUAAUGAAACAUUUCAGGUGUUGUCGAAUUGAAGACCAUAUGUUCUAUCAUGAUGAAGAAUUAGACGAGGAAGGUCGUUUGGCAAAUUUCUUUUGGAAAGACGGGAGAUCAAAAUUUGAUUAUGAUUGUUUCGGAGAUGUUGUGGUGUUUGACACCACAUAUCGAACAAACAAAUAUAACAUGAUCUUCGCUCCAUUCAUCGGGGUCAAUCAUCACUUAAAAAAUAUUUUAUUUGGUUGUGCAUUUUUGUUAGAUGAAACUACCGAUUCAUUUGUUUGGUUAUUUGAAACUUUUUUAGAGGCAAUGGAGAAUAAAGCACCAAAGACUAUAUUUACCGAUCAGUGUCAAGCAAUGGCAAAUGCCAUUAAGAAAGUUUUUCCAAAUACUUGUCAUCGUCUUUGCUCAUGGCACAUUUCGAAGAAUGCAACUCAAAACAUUGGGAGCUUGUAUGCUAAUUAUGAGUUCAAAUGUUUGUUUAACAAAUGUCUACAUUGUGAAAAAAAGGAUGAAUUUGAAGCAACUUGGGAUGAGAUGAUUAGAAGAUUUUGUGAUGGAGGCAACAAAUGGCUUAAAACACUUUAUGGAUUAAAAGAAAAGUGGUGUCCCGCUUUUAGCCUAGACACCUUCACUCUUCGUAUUAAAUCCACUCAAAGGAGUGAAAGUAUGAAUAAUGUUUUAAAGAAGAUAUCUUGCAAGACCAUGGCCUUAAUGGAAUUUGUGCUACAUUAUGAAGAACAAUGUGAGAAGAUGCGUUUGGCAGAGACUCAUGAAGAUUUUCGUUGUAAACAUAGAAUGGUGCAACCAAAAAUAAGAGAGAGUGAAAUAUUGGAACAAGCAGCUAGUGUUUAUACAACUAGUAUUUAUUACUUGUUUGAAGAUGAGUUUCUUUCUAGUUUGAAGGUGCAUCUAGAACAACUUGGUAGUCUUAAUAAACUUCACAAUUAUCGUGCGUUUCAGGAGCAUCACAAAGAGUGCCACAUUAUAGAGUACGACUCCUCAAAUUAUAACGUCACGUGCUCUUGUAAAAUGUUUGAGUCCGCGGGAUGGUUGUGUCGGCAUGCACUUAAGGUUCUCAAUUUGUGGAAUAUCACCGAGAUACCAUCUCAAUAUAUUAUUGAUAGAUGGAAGAAAUGUGCAAAAGAUAGAAAUGUUGUUUUUGACCAAGGUGAGUUAUCCACGCAAAAAAAAACAUCACUAACUGUAGAAAGGAACUUCUUACUUCAACAGGCUUAUCGUGCUAUCAAUUACUUGGUUUUGAGUGAUGAAGGAAAAAUUGUGGCAAAAAGUCAUGUGUAA